Messenger RNA from Oncorhynchus nerka (sockeye salmon), 1200 nucleotides. RefSeq names its product calcium-activated potassium channel subunit beta-4. The record is from RefSeq and is a predicted model, not a curated record. NCBI's taxonomy places the organism in Eukaryota, Metazoa, Chordata, Actinopteri, Salmoniformes, Salmonidae. The transcript has a single exon. The coding region runs from base 577 to 948 and encodes 123 amino acids. Gene Ontology annotation, biological process: detection of calcium ion; potassium ion transport. Gene Ontology annotation, cellular component: membrane; voltage-gated potassium channel complex. Gene Ontology annotation, molecular function: calcium-activated potassium channel activity; potassium channel regulator activity.
UCAGCGUAAUGAAGUUGGUAACAUUGGUGUCAGCAGAAGAGACCUAUUUUUAACUGUAGAAAGCUCUUCGCCUCGGGCUAUAUAGGCUGGUCCUCAGACCUCUCGGCACCGUGAGCAGAGACAGCGGGCUCCAUCUCUAAAGGGGCAACAGUAGACCAGUUUGUCCACAGCGAAGUGAUGGAUGUCGGAGCCAGGGACGGCGAGGGACCGCUGCAGCGCAUCAUCUGAUCGCCAGUCAAGGGAGGGGCAUUCACUCCGAACCUAAUCCCAGAUGCAACAUCCAGCCUUUCAGCAAAAUCCACAUCUCUACGGACCGUUGUGAUAUGAAGUAGAUAUCACGCGCAUAAGAGCGAGGGGAGGAGGGGGGCAGGCACAGGCUGGACCGCAGCUGCUCCGCUUUCGCAAAGUUCUCCAUACAGAAGGGAGGGCGCGGAGGCCGGUUGAGUGAGAGGGACGUUUUCCUAGAGGCUGCCAGUGUUUGGGGCAACACAGCGCAGAGAUAGAGAGAGGGAGAAGCCCCUCUCCAGCUCUCCUCUCCGUCACUUUCGAGCUCUUUUCAGACCGAAGAGGAGCAUAAUGGCGAAAAUGAGGGUGUCAUACGAGUACUCGGAGGCGGAGGAUAAGAGUAUCCGACUAGGACUGUUCCUCAUCGUCUGUGGCAUCCUGUCCCUCUUUAUCCUCGGGUUCUGCUGGCUCAGUCCAACUCUACAGAGCAUGCAGAGCAAACCGGCCAACUGCACGGUGGUGUCCGUGCUCAGACCGGAGGAGAUGUUCGAGUGCGUGUUCACGUGCGGGGCGGACUGCAAGGGGACCUCGCUGUAUCCGUGUCUGCAGAUAUUCGUCAAUAAUUCCGAGUCGAACUCCGUGGCUCUGCUGCACUUUGAUGAACAGCAACUGGUGCUGAACCCAAAGGUAAAUGACUACAACUCUAGAACGAGAACACUGUGAAGGAGCGCUCUAGACUGUAUAGUCGACACAGUGUUGCAGUUACUGAAUGCAAAGCUGUGAACGAUCGAUACAGUAGCUAGUCAAAGUGUCUGGCUGGAAAAGUUCCCAGUCUUAGUUUAUUGACAUGAGCUAGAUCGAUAUUAUGUUAAUGGUUUUAAUGGUUGCCUGUUUUUUAAAACUAUGUUAAUGUAAACACACUGUUUGUAUACUAAAGACGAAAUAACGAUCUUGCUAUUUUCUAUUCCAAAGAUA